AUGGGUCCAUUGGUCCCAUCAAUUGAAGAAAUUCUCCAUGGACUCGAUGGUAUGUAUCGGAGGGAAAAUAUGGGUCCCGGACUAUGGAUGAGCCAGCAUCAAUUAAUCUACAACUACUGCAAUUCGACAUCAAUGACCACUCCAUUGGCUCCGCCCACAAUGAUCCAAGCCGCGCCUCUCGAAAGUCCCCACAAGACAUACAUAGAAACUCCUUGUCAUCGAAUCUACUCAAAAUUUGAGGAUUAUAUAACAAAUUAUUGUGAAGAAGUCACCGAAAAACUAUUGGAAUUUAAAGCUGAGCAAUUGCUCAGCGCCUACUGUAGGGAAUGGUCCGAUUAUCGAUUUUCCUCAAGUGUCAUGCAUUCCACAGCUGAUUAUUUGAACCGGCACUAUCUUCAAGGAUCCAAAGAAGUCAAAUCGAUGUUCCAUAUGACACUGGUGAUCUGGCGAAAAUCGAUAAUCGAUUUUUUCCAAGAUCGAUUGGUUUCGGCGGUGUUGGAGGCGAUUCAAGCGGAAAGAAAGGGUCAAAAAUCAAUAACCGAUAAUCGAUUUAUCGCUGAAUUUUUGAGAAGUCUAGUGGAGAUGGAAAUUUAUGAAGAACUGUUUGAAAUCGAUUUUUUGAAAGCUACCGAGGAAUUUUAUACCCGGGAAAUUCAAAAUUUGCUAAGUUCCAAUGUCUCCGGCAAGGAAUACCUUCAAAAAAUCAAUCGGAGAAUUCAAGAAGAGCAAAUUAGGGUCCAGCUAUGUCUUCAUGGAUCCACAUGGACCCCGCUGAGCAAUCUACUGCUCCAAACCAUGGUCUGGGACCAGCUGAACUUCAUUCAUUCGAAUUUUGAUGUCCUACUAGAUGCUCAAGCAGAUUUGGAGCUCAAAAUUAUGUAUGACUUGUGCUCAAAGGUCCCUGGCAGCCUUAAGGGUCUCUAUGGGGCCCUGGAGACCUAUAUAAACAAAUACGCUGAAGACUCUUUGACCCCCCUGGACCCCCGGGACCAUCAGACCUAUGUCAGGACCCUCCUCAACAUUAUUGAUCGAUUUCAGUCGAUUAUCGAUCGAUCAUUCUCCAUGGACCCUCAUUUUUUGAAGUCUCUAGACACCGCGGCCAUGAAAUUUGUCAAUGAGAAUCCAGUGAUUUCAAAAUUCCCGAAAAAACAGAGGUCCAUGAAAUCGGCGGAUUUGGUGGCGAAGUUUUGUGAUGGGAUGAUGAGAAAAGGGACCAGAAUUGAUGGGGAUUUGGAGAUGGAGGAGACGCAGAGAAAAACAGCGAGUUUUGAAGCUUUUUUAAUCAAACUACUGGCUUAUCUAAACGACAAGGACAUAUUUAUCAAGAUCUUCACAAAAUAUUUUGCCCGACGGCUCAUCAAUGGACAAUCGGCGUCCGAGGAAGCCGAGACGAACUUUAUAGCCAAGCUCACAGAGGCUUUUGGAUGUGAAUACACUUUUCGACUCACUAAAAUGGUCCAGGACACACAAGUCUCAAAGGAUCUGUCCUCCGAAUUCAAGGAUCAACGAUCGAAAGCUUCCAGAGCCACCAAAAUUGAAUUCGGGAUCCAAGUGUUGAGCACUGGCACCUGGCCCAGUUUCCAGCUCAUCAAUCUCAACUUGCCAAGGGAUUUGACGACUACUGCAGAAAGGUUUUCUGAAUUCUACAUUAGAAAAUUCUCGGGAAGGAAGCUCUCAUGGGUCCACACUCAAAGCCGUGGGGAGAUCACAUCGACGGCGUUCAAAAAGAAGAAAUAUGUAUUUGGGGUAACCACACCUCAAAUGGUCAUAAUGCUGCUCUUCAAUGAGCAACUACAGUAUUCCCUCGAUACAAUCCGAGAAGCUUCUGGAAUGGACCAAAAGAGCACCCAACUGGUGCUGGGAUCACUUGCCAAUAGUGGAAUUCUGAAAAUUGGGGAUUCUGAAGGAGAAGUGCAUCUGAAUUUGGAUUAUUCUAAUAAAAAAAAUCGAACGUUCAUUAUCUCGGCUGCCAUCGUGCGAAUCAUGAAAAUGCGGAAACAAUCGACACAUCAAAACUUAAUGACCGAGUUAAUUGACCAAUUAAAGACGAGGUUCAAGCCAAAAGUGGAACUGAUCAAAAAGUGUAUUGGAAUGAUGAUUGAGAAGGAAUAUAUCAGAAGGAAUAAGGAUGAUAGGGAUAUUUAUGAGUAUAUGGCUUGA
Molecule: messenger RNA, 2160 nt
Organism: Caenorhabditis briggsae
Lineage: Eukaryota; Metazoa; Nematoda; Chromadorea; Rhabditida; Rhabditidae
Exons: 6
Coding region: 1-2160 (719 amino acids)
Biological process (GO): protein ubiquitination; SCF-dependent proteasomal ubiquitin-dependent protein catabolic process
Cellular component (GO): SCF ubiquitin ligase complex
Molecular function (GO): ubiquitin protein ligase binding
Source: RefSeq, a predicted model, not a curated record